Bemisia tabaci is the source of this 3021-nucleotide messenger RNA. Lineage: Eukaryota; Metazoa; Arthropoda; Insecta; Hemiptera; Aleyrodidae. The record is from RefSeq and is a predicted model, not a curated record.
AACAAUCUAUUCAGAUUCAACCGUGCACGAAUCAUUCUGCUCUGUCUUCAACUGUUUUAAGUGUUGUUUUUCUUAUUUUAUCGCUCUCGAAUACCUAUCAAUGAUGAGAAGAGGAGGUAGAUUCCGAGCCGCCCUCAGGCAGAACAAACAUGUAAAUGACAUUAUUUCUCAAAACAGGGCCAGAGUUAAACAUGAGGGUGAUCAUACACUGUUCGCCUAUUCAGAGGAAGCACAUUCAUCUCAAACGGACGCAUACCAGAUAGCCUCCCUUGGAACUGGUCCCUCUCAACCUACUGAUCAAAAUAGGAAAAGUAAAAUCAAACCUCCCUCUGGACUAAGGGGGAAAGAACUCGGGCUUUGGUUUAGAGAUCGUAACAGGGAAAAACAGGCGAAAGAAAGAGAGAGCCGUAAAAAGAAUGAUCUGAUAUAUCCUGUGAAAUUGGACGCAACAGUAGCAUCAGAAAUUUGCUCUGUUUUGGACAGACAAAAAAUUGAUCUUGUGCAAGCAGUCAGCUCAUGUGGAAGCAAGAAUCAAAAUGAUUCCGACGCCAGAGUUCGAUAUAGACACAUCAAGGAAAGUGAUUUCAAGAGGAGGUAUCUGAAUAAUAUCACUGGUUCAAUAGAAGAAAAUAUUUGUAAAAGUCUGUCUACAAAUGUGGUAUUGAAAAGGGAUCCACAACUAGAUGACGCGUAUCACUCUGAGCUUAUAAGUAAGCAGCAGUCUAAAAAGUAUAAUUCAAUGUUGGAAUUUCGGAAAAAAUUGCCAGCAUACCAAAUGCGGCAUCAGCUAAUUGAAUUAAUCAGAAGCAACCAGAUUGUUGUUAUAAGCGGAGAAACAGGUUGUGGUAAAACAACACAAGUUGGCCAAUUUAUUUUAGAUGACUGUAUUGAGUCUGGAAAUGGCUCCGUCACUCACAUUGUUUGUACACAACCACGAAGAAUCAGUGCAAUCACAGUUGCUGAUCGAGUGGCUGAUGAACGAGCAGAGUCAGUUGGCACUGGAAGUGUAGGAUAUCAAAUUCGAUUAGAAGCGAAGAAACCUCGGUCGAGAGGGUCAAUAUUGUUUUGCACAACAGGAAUUUUAACUCAGUUUUUAGAGAGUGAUCCCGCACUGAAACACAUUUCGCAUCUUGUUCUGGAUGAAAUUCAUGAACGAGAUACAAUAUCAGACUUUGCAAUCACCAUAUUGAAAGAUGUUAUCCCAAAAAGACAGGACCUGAAAUUGAUUUUAAUGAGCGCUACCCUGAAUGCUGAAAACUUCUCAACGUAUUUCAACCAUUGUCCUAUCAUCACCAUUCCUGGCUUCACGUAUCCAGUUAGAGAAUACUAUUUGGAGGAUAUUCUUCAAAUGACAGGGAUCAGUAUGACAUUCAAGAAAAAAUCGAGGAGGGAAAUUGAAAUAGCUGAUUUAAUAAGGAGCACGUGUUCGAACAAGUAUUCUCCUUUUGUUAUGAGACAAAUCUUGGAUCCUCAGUCAGAAGAAUUGAAUAUUGAUCUAAUCUUCGAUGUACUACAGUAUAUUUGUAACAAUGAAAAAACUGAAGGAGCAGUACUUGUAUUUUUACCUGGAAUUGUACAAAUUACAGCCCUCCAUCGAAUGCUUACAGACUCUGAACAGUUUCCAUCAUCAAGAGCUCAAAUCCAUGUUUUGCAUUCCAUGAUCCCAACACAUACUCAGAAAGCUGCAUUCCAGAAACCACCUAAGUUUGUUAGAAAAAUUAUCCUUGCAACCAACAUUGCUGAGACCUCUAUCACGAUUGAUGAUGUUGUUUUUGUCAUUGAUGCCGGAAAAAUUAAAAUGAGUAAUUUUGACGUUGAAAAAAAUAUUGCUACCCUGAAAGCUGAGUGGGUAAGCCAAGCAAAUGCCCACCAAAGGCGGGGCCGAGCUGGUCGAGUGCAAGAAGGUGUUUGCUAUCACCUUUUUACAAGAGCUAGGUCAAUGACCCUGGAUCAGUACCCUCUUCCAGAGAUGUUGCGUACUAGGUUGGAAGAAGUCAUUCUCAGCGCCAAGUUAUUGCAAGUCGGAGACGUUGCAACGUUUCUGAAAAAAGUUAUGAAUCCUCCAAACAGUCGUGCCGUUGAAUUGUCAGUUGAGCUUUUAGAAAAAUUAGGAGCAUUGGAUAGUUAUGAAAAUCUAACUCCUCUUGGAUUCCAUUUAGCAAAGCUUCCAAUGGAUCCUCAAACUGGAAAAAUGAUUCUCAUGGGUGCCAUAUUUUGCUGCAUUGAUCCCAUCUUCACCAUUGCUGCAAGUUUGAGUUUCAAAGAUGCAUUUUAUACUCCGAUCGGCAAAGAAAAGAUGGUUGAUGAGAAGAAAAUGGAAUUGGCCAAAGGAAUGAAAAGUGAUCAUUUGUUACUAGCAGAAGCAAUGAGAGGCUGGGAGGAUGCAGAGAAAAGGGGUCGAGGCUGGCAAUUCUGUAAUGAGUUCUUCCUGUCCCGUCCAAUUUUAGUUCAGCUGAAAGAAAUGAAAGCCCAGUUCGCAGAACAUUUAUCUCAGAUUGGAUUCUUGGACUGUAACGAUAUGAAAGCCUCAGCUGCAAACAUAAAUGCUAAUAAUUAUGCCUUGAUCAGAUCCAUAAUUUGUGCUGGACUCUAUCCAAAUGUUGCAAUUCUUAGGGAUUUGAAGCCCAUGAAAUCCGGCCAUUGUCUACAAUUUAUCCGAACUCCAGAGCAAGAAAAUGUAAAGCAUCAUCCCAAAUCAGUGAAUGAAAAACAGAGUGAAUUUGAGUCUCGAUUUUUAGUAUAUCAUCAGAAGAUUCAAAGCACAGCCAUAUUCCUACACGAUACAUCAAUGGUGUACCCUCUGUCUUUGCUGUUUUUUGGUGGUGGGUUUGAAUUUAAAUCCGAUGGAGAGGGUGGAACUGUUAUCGAGAUUAACGACGAGCUGAAAUUUCACUGUGAUAAUAAAACAGCUGAUCUCAUUAAGAGCUAUAACCUGUUUAUUAACUUCUGAAGAUCAAUUUGUCUUAAGGAAGUUAGCAAGUAGUUAAAGACCCCACCUUACUGGUUCAUACAGUCAGCUUC